Penicillium brasilianum is the source of this 1484-nucleotide messenger RNA. Lineage: Eukaryota; Fungi; Ascomycota; Eurotiomycetes; Eurotiales; Aspergillaceae. The record is from the annotation of a GenBank genome assembly.
CCGCCCGCGCGACAACUGCCUAGCUCUCAGUCACCAGAAUGACCUGCUAAGCGGACUGCAAUGCCCGCUAGGACAAUCAACGAUCUCUCGAACUGCAAUCAGGUAGAUCAAGUUCAUUGCAGAGUCUAUGGCGCGCCCACGAGCUGCGUCGGGCGCUGACGCCCCCAAAGAACCCCACGCGGUUUCCCUGAAAGUUCUACGUCUCUCCCGACCGUCCCUGUCUUAUCAAUCCCCCCUCCCCAUCGCCAACACCAAGAUCUCCCCAAAGGCCUCCCUAAGCUAUCCAUCCGCCGACUCCGAUGCUCAAUUCAUUCUUACGCCUAUCCUCACCCUCCCCCCAGCAUUCGGAUCAGUCUACGUCGGCGAAACGUUCGCCUGCACACUCAGCGCCAACAAUGAGAUUUCCCCAGAUGACUUAGGCCGAGUCGUAACCUCCGUGCGCAUCGUUGCCGAAAUGCAAACCCCGUCAUCAGUCGCAACCCUCGAUCUCGACCCCGCCAGCGAUACGGCUCAAACGGACGGCCUUGACAUUGGUGAGUCUCUACAGAAGAUCGUGCGCUAUGAUCUCAAGGAAGAGGGGAAUCACAUUCUCGCCGUGAGUGUGAGUUACACCGAGAAUAGGAUUGGCGAGAAUGCUCAGGCGGCGAGUGGUCGUGUUCGCACGUUCCGGAAGCUAUAUCAGUUCGUUGCGCAGCCGUGUUUGAGUGUGCGCACCAAGGCAUCGGAAUUGCCGCCUUUGGAGGUGGAUAAUAAGUCUCUUGGUCCGUAUGGAAAGACUCGGUUACUUCGGUUUGCCUUGGAGGCGCAAUUGGAAAAUGUAGGGGAUGGUGCAGUGGUUGUCAAGCAAACCCGACUCAACCCCAAACCACCGUUUAAAUGCCAAUCUCUCAACUGGGACGCAACAACCGCCGAUCCCACCGCAGCCGGACCACCAACCCUUAACCCACGCGACGUCCUUCAAGUCGCCUUCCUCAUCGAACAAGAAGAAGGCCGCACAGAAGGUCUCGAAACUCUACAAAAAGAUAUCCGACGCGACGGCCGCGCCACCCUAGGCCAAUUAUCCAUCGAGUGGCGUGGCGCCAUGGGUGACAAGGGCUUCCUCACAACCGGCAAUCUUAUGAGCCGGAAACGCACCUGAAACACGGUGUAAGGGCCGGCGGGGCACUUGGUCCCGUCGUGCCACGACAUGUCCACGGCAUGCUAUCCGAGUCUCCCAAUCAUACAAUCACGUUCAGUGCAGGGCACGAGUGCGUUUGGUGCAAGGGUUAUCUCGGCUCGGAUGGGAAUGUAUGACGAAUGAAAGUACAUAAUUUGCGAGUUUUUGUCUUGGUAACUUCGAUUUGGAUAUAUUCAUUUGGCGAAAUCGGCGUCUUGCAAUUUAUCUGUAUACCGUACUUGGAAUACCCUGUCAAGGCUGAUCAGGCCCUCACAUGAGUAAACUUCCUCCAUGCCUAGGCUGAUCCCUGUCCGGAUCCGCAAUUUAU